AUGGCAGCUCUCCGCACUGGCCCAUCGCUCUAUGCACUGCCUAGCCGGAUCUAUGCAGGCCAGCGCCGCAACAUCACGAUCAAACAGCUCGAAGCCGCCAAGAAUGAUCGCGAACGUGUCGUCGUCCUUGGCUCCGGCUGGGCAGGCUAUAACCUCGCCCGCAGUCUCAAUCCCAAAAAGUUCCAGACCGUCGUUGUCUCGCCACGCUCAUACUUUGUUUUCACACCACUCCUAGCCUCGACGUCGGUAGGCACGCUAGAGUUUCGAACAGCACUGGAGCCAGUGCGCUCGCACCGAAGCAAGUAUGAGUACAUACAAGGUCGAGCAGAUGCCGUCGACUUUGGCAAGAAGGAGAUCAUGGUUCGAGAGACGGUCAGAGAUCCGAACCAAGGGCUUUUGAACACGAGGGCAGGUGAAGUUCGAGAUGAGAGGCCUUUGGAGAUGCGAAUCGAAGCUUCUCGUGGCGAGCUGUUCCCUUUAUCUUACGACAAGCUGGUUAUAGGUGUCGGGAGUUACUCACAGACUUUUGGCAUACCCGGCGUAAAGGAGAAUGCCUUUUUCUUGAAGGACGUUCAGGAUGCGAGGAAGAUCCGGAACAAGCUUCUAUCAUCAUUCGAGACCGCCGCACUACCAACAACACCUGUGGCACUCAAGAAACAGCUCCUCAACUUCGCUAUCGUUGGUGGUGGUCCGACCGGGAUCGAGUUCUCGGGUGAGCUGCGAGAUAUCGUACGAGAGGAUCUGGCCAGGUUAUACCCGCAUCUGAUAGAGCAUGUCCAGAUCACGGUCUACGAUGUUGCCGAUAAAAUCUUGCCAAUGUUUGAGGCGAAGCUCGGCGAGUAUGCGAUGCAGCAUAUAGGACACGAGGGUGUCCAGAUCAAGACCAAGCACCACAUCAAAGAGCUCAGACGUGGCUUCCCACAAGUCGAUGGACAAGGUGAUCUCAACCAUGACGUCAAGGCCAGUGGAUUUACGCUCAGCCUGCAGAAUGGCGAGACGUCAGAAGUAGGCUGUGGAUUCGUGGUCUGGAGCACAGGACUGAUGAGCAACCCAUUUGUCGAGAAAGCCUUGAGCCCAAGCUUUACUGCACCAGCAAGCUCCGUCCGACUGCUGGAGAACAUCAACGCCAGUCCUACAUCUUCGGCAGAUUGGCGGAUACAGAAGCACGCACGAACGGGUAGUGUCAUUACGGACGACUUCUUGCGAGUCCAGCUCGAUCCAGGAGACCACCACGAUGACAAACCUGCUGCCGUCCUCCGGGAUGUCUUCGCACUCGGCGACUGUGCGAUCGUGGACGGUACACAGUACCCAGCUACGGCGCAAGUAGCUUCGCAGAAAGCCAAGUGGUUGGCCAAGAAGCUGAACAAAGGCACGACGGACAUCAGGCCCUUCAGUUUUGCCAGUCAAGGCGUGAUGGCGUAUAUUGGUCGCUGGAACGCCAUCGUGCAGAUGAACCAGGGCAGUCUUUCUGGCCGAGCGGCGUGGAUCAUGUGGCGUGGCGCUUACUUGACCAAGUCGAUUUCGUGGCGGAACAGGAUCUUGAUCCCUGUCUACUGGUGA
Molecule: messenger RNA, 1560 nt
Organism: Recurvomyces mirabilis
Lineage: Eukaryota; Fungi; Ascomycota; Dothideomycetes; Mycosphaerellales; Teratosphaeriaceae
Exons: 2
Coding region: 1-1560 (519 amino acids)
Molecular function (GO): NADH dehydrogenase activity
Source: RefSeq, a predicted model, not a curated record